AUGGCAGCCGUCCCCUCUCCCACCAUCUACAAAAUCCGAGUGGCCACCGGCAACUAUCUCUUUGGUGGCACCAUGGACAACAUCUCCAUCUCCUUGGUGGGCACCCACGGCGAGACCCACAAGUUCCAGCUGGAUAAAUUUGGCAAAGAUUUCUCACCAGGAAAAGUGGAGGAAUUUGUGGUGGAAACCCAGAUGGAGCUGGGGGACAUCCUGUUGGUGCGUCUUCAUAAGGAGCCCUACGGGUUCUUCCCUCCCACCAACUGGAACUGCAGCUUCAUUGAAGUGGAGACCCCUGAGGGGCAGACCCAUCGUUUCCCUUGCUAUCAAUGGAUCCUGGGGUACCCCACCUUUGAGCUCCGAGAAGGGACAGCUAAAAUCGCUCGCCUGGAUGCAAACGAUCCAUUGCUUUCAGAACAUCGCAGGUACGAACUGCUAGCAAAACAGGAAACCUACAGAUAUAAAGAUUAUCAACCUGGAUGGCCCAAAUGUUUAGACGCCGAUUCGGUGGACCAUUUGCACCUGAGUGAUCAAUAUUCCAGCAUAAAAUCCUGCUCUUUCCGAGUCCUCCUGAAAACUGCGGAAAUCGAGUUGAAGCUGAAAGGGUUGCUGAACCUCAAGGGAUCCUGGAAAAAAUUGGCUGACAUCCGAAGGGCUUUUUGGUUUUAUCGGACCCCAACCUCAGAAUAUGUCAGCAAGCAUUGGGACGAAGAUGCAUUUUUUGGCUACCAGUAUCUCAACGGGGCGAGCCCCGGGAUCAUUCAGCGAUGCACAGAGAUUCCAGCAAAGUUCCCCGUGACCCAAGAGAUGGUGGUCGAAUCGUUGGGACUGGAGACCACCCUGGAGAAAGAGGUGGAGCAACCAAUGGAUGAAUCUUGUAUGGUCCCGAAGUACUCUGAAUUUAAUUUGGUCACCACAGAGAUGGUGGAUUGGGGUCCUUUGUUGCAUCUCACGAGCUUCUUCUCCUUCCAGCUGACUCAGCAGCCUGGACCAAGGAGCCCCAUUUUCCUCCCCACGGAUUCGGAGUGGGAAUGGGCGCUGGCCAAGUUUUGGGUUCGCAACAGCACACUCUACAUCCAUGAGCUCCUGGCCCACCUGCUUCAUACUCACCUGCUGGUGGAGGUCUUCCUGCUGGCCACCCUCCGGCAGCUUCCCAAGUGCCACCCAGUCCACAAGCUCUUAAUCCCACACUUUCGCUACACACUGCACAUCAACAUCCUUGGCCGGACGCACCUCCUGGCCCCCAAUGGAAUGCUGGACAAGAUGAUAGGCACAGGUUUCCAGGGUCUGUCGCAACUGGUGGCCAGGGGUCUUUCUAAGCUGACCUACUCCAUGCUUUGCCUCCCUGACGACCUGCGGGACAGAGGAGUAGAUUCGUUGCCCAACUAUUACUACAAGGAGGACGGAUUGAAGCUCUGGAGUGCUAUAGAGAGUUUUGUGUCUGGAAUGAUCGGCCUUUACUAUCUGAGCGACGGAGCUGUGGAGAAAGAUAUGGAGCUACAGGCCUGGGUGGCUGAAAUCUUUGAAAAAUGUUUCCAUCAGCGGCAAUCCUCCGGUUUCCCCGCACAUCUUGGAACUGUGGCUGAGUUGACAAAGUAUCUGACCAUGAUAAUCUUCACCUGUUCAGUCCGCCAUGCCAGUGUCAACAAUAGCCAGUUUGAUUUUGGAGCCUGGAUGCCCAACUACCCUUCCACCAUGAGGAGGCCUCCUCCAGAAUCCAAGGGCGGCAUGACUUUUGCCGACAUCCUGGAAACCUUGCCGGACGUCAGCACGAGCUGCCAGAUGUUGCUCAUCUUGUGGCUUCUCAGCCGAGAGCGAGGAGAUAAGAGAUCUCUGGGUUACUACCCUGAGGAACAUUUCACUGAGGAAGGCCCAAAGAAGGUCAUCGCCACUUUCCAAAAACAAUUGAGCAAGAUCUCUCAGGAAAUCGUGGAGAGAAAUCGACGACUUCCGCUGCCGUACAAUUAUCUCAACCCUCCUGAAGUAGAGAACAGCAUCUCCAUCUGA
Molecule: messenger RNA, 2004 nt
Organism: Pseudonaja textilis
Lineage: Eukaryota; Metazoa; Chordata; Lepidosauria; Squamata; Elapidae
Source: RefSeq, a predicted model, not a curated record